Messenger RNA from Penicillium concentricum, 180 nucleotides. RefSeq lists its product as uncharacterized. The transcript has a single exon. Bases 1 to 180 code for a protein of 59 amino acids. Lineage: Eukaryota; Fungi; Ascomycota; Eurotiomycetes; Eurotiales; Aspergillaceae. The record is from RefSeq and is a predicted model, not a curated record.
AUGGCGACAGACUCGAUUUCUAUCCAGUACGGCUUCUCGGGCGACGACCAAGAAUGGGUCCCUCCCCCACGGGGAGUCAAGCUAUCUGACGAAGGCGUGUACAUGGCAUCCAAGACUAUGUCGGCAGUGGAGCGAGCAGACACCUUCGCAGUGGACAUCGAUAGGAACGGUCACGUCUGA